UUCCAGGGGAUAAGAAAAUUACUGAGGUUGUUAAGGCAAUGCAAGAUGAAAUUAAAGCAAACGGUACAAUUACGGCUGCGAUUGAUGUUUAUUCUGAUUUCUACCAUUAUGGAGAAGGAGUAUAUAAGAGGACUAAUGGCAAUUUUAUAUCAUCACACUCAAUUCGUAUAAUUGGUUGGGGAACUCAAACAUGUUCAGGAAAUGUUCAACCAUUUUGGCUUGCUAUUAAUUCAUGGGGAAAACAAUGGGGAAUGAAUGGAGUAUUUAUGAUUGCCCAAGGAAUUAAUGAAUGCAAGAUUGAAGCUUGGGGAUCUGAUUUUGGCACACCAAAAGUGUAA
Molecule: messenger RNA, 338 nt
Organism: Meloidogyne enterolobii
Lineage: Eukaryota; Metazoa; Nematoda; Chromadorea; Rhabditida; Meloidogynidae
Source: the annotation of a GenBank genome assembly